CGAACCAGAUCCAACAAGAUCAAGCCCUCACCGGCCUUGGGCGACUCGCCGGCGAUAUCCUCACCUUCCCAUCCGCAGUCCUCUCAUUCGCGGGCGUCGAUAUGGAAGGCCUCUUUGAAUUGUCGAAACGUUUGGCGGGCGGAGCUCUCGGAUUGCUUGGCUUAUUGCUCGUGGAAGACACCUUUGACUGCCCAAUCGUCGCCGUACGCGGUGUCUGCGAGAUGGACGCCGCGGGGGCGGGCUUCUUCGACGGCAAAGCCCUCGCAACACCCUGCGAGGGCGGCGGCUUGGACGGCGGCGUGGAAGAAGGUAGCGACGCAGUCUUCGGCUUCGACGCAGGCAACGAUCGUGUCGCAGGUGCUUUCGUCGCAGCUCUUGUAGGCGGCAACGCCUUCGGUGCCGUUGCCGCCGCCGCCGUGGGCUUCACCGCCACUUUCUUCUGUCCUCCUCCUCCCACUGGUCCAUCCGCCGCCAUGGCUCCCAUGACUCCAUUGCCAUACCCGUUGAUGUAGUUCCCGACUCCACCAAUCGCGCCGUUCGCACUUUGGCCUACUGAGCGUCCGCUGUUUUCGACGAGAGAACCGACGCCGCCUACGGCGUUGCCGGCUAGGGUUCCGCCUGCUUGGAGGCCGGUUGCGGCGUAGCCGGCGAGUUUGUCGGUUACCCAGUUUGUUAUGAAGGCCAUGUC
This is a messenger RNA of Zymoseptoria tritici IPO323, 688 nucleotides long. RefSeq lists its product as uncharacterized. Lineage: Eukaryota; Fungi; Ascomycota; Dothideomycetes; Mycosphaerellales; Mycosphaerellaceae. The transcript is spliced from 2 exons. The record is from RefSeq and is a predicted model, not a curated record. The coding region runs from base 222 to 512 and encodes 96 amino acids.